This is a messenger RNA of Pollicipes pollicipes, 1083 nucleotides long. RefSeq lists its product as uncharacterized. Gene Ontology annotation, molecular function: methyltransferase activity. The transcript has 7 exons. The record is from RefSeq and is a predicted model, not a curated record. Bases 175 to 1083 code for a protein of 302 amino acids. Lineage: Eukaryota; Metazoa; Arthropoda; Thecostraca; Pollicipedomorpha; Pollicipedidae.
GUGGCGGGCGCGCGCGUGCUCAGUGGCGGUCUGGACACGCCUGGCCGCGGCCACGACCUGCGGGACGUGGUGGCUGUGCUCGUCACGCCCGAGACCACCCAUACAGCGCUGGCUGACCCCGUCGAAUGGGUCAUAGAGGAGGGCGGAGACAUAUCGCUGCUGCGAGAGCUCUCCAUGGAGCCAAGCCGGUCGGCGCUGCCGCAGCGGGUCGCCGCGCUCGUCACUGAUCAGAACGAGACCCUGCUGCGGGCUCUCCGGCUGCCUAAUGUCAGGGUUGUCGUGUAUGCCACCCACUCGGCUAACCGGGCCGAGAACGAGGAAGUGGUGUUCGGUGUGGUGGACGAGGUCAACGAGCAGCAGCGGCGGCGGUGGCAGGCCGCGCGGGACCACAGCAAGCUGGAGACCGAGACCCCACCGGACAAGCUGUUCGAGUUCCGUCAGCUCGUAACCAUACCGGACGAAAACAACGAAGACAUUGGCAUUCCAUUUCUCGUACUGCCACAGACCUCGACGUCGUCGGGAGUCUUCAUCUCCGUGAUAGUGAAAAACAUGGACUUCAUCCAGCGGGAGCACCGGUCCGUCAUUGACGACGCGUUCGGCAUGGGCAUGCUAGAUAAGGUGGGGGGUCCGGCGCCGGCCACCGAGCCAGCCGAGAGCCGACCCAGCCGCCGCAAGCUGCGUCGGCCCAGGGCGGCCGUGCGCUCCGACCGGCUGAUCGUAGUCGGCAAGAAGGAGCCGCCACCGGCAGCCGCCGCCGCCACCACCACCGUACCGCUCCACGUGCAUGCGGCUGACAAGACGUCCCGCGAAGCUAUCCGCGCCAUCCAAGAGCAGAUGGAGGGCGCCUGGGGCGCGGCGCGCCGCGAGCGGGACGCCGACACAGCGACCAUGCGCGACCUGGAGGACCUGGAGCGGACGCGGCUGGGCGACGACGAGGCGUCGCAGGGCGACGCGGCGCGCUGCAGUCUGCCGCGCCUGCCGCCACGCACCCGCCACCUCUCGCUCGGCCCGCCCCUGCGCAUCCACAAGGUCAACAUCGGCGAGAUGCUGCCGCUGGCGCUGCAGGCGCCGCCCGUGUUCUGA